AUGGCUCCUCAGCCAGACUUUUAUCCUACCCUCCAUCGUAUCCGCGAUCUCGAAAGUGCUGGAAUACAAGACUUGCAGCAGAUCAUCCAGACAUUUCCCGUCAUUGACAAUCAUGCGCACAAUCUGUUGACCGAAGAAAACGCCUAUGGGAGUCCCGAAUAUCCCUUCGAAUGCAUCACCUCCGAAGCGCAGGGUCAUGCCCUGGCAGACCACGUCCAUUCGAGUCUGGCUCAUAUGCGUGGGAUCAGGCAGCUGGCAGAGUUCUACCAAUGCCCCGAAACACUUCAAGACGUCAAGGCGGCUCGAUAUGAAUGGGUGCGGAGAGACUAUCCCGAGUUGAUCAGGAGGUGUUUUGCAGGGACACAUGCCAUUAUGCUGGAUGACGGACUGUCCCCGGAGAUCAUACACCCAUUCAAGUGGCACAGACAGUUCGUGCCCACCGUGUCAAGGAUAGUGAGGAUCGAAUCCAUCGCAUCAGAACUGCUGGAACAUCUCGCUCAUGCGGCGGGGUUCAUGAGAGUCGGACUUGAUGCGGACUGGGACAUCAGCCAGACCGAAAGCUUUCUCGUCCGCUUCAACACGGUCUUUCGCAAUCAGAUCCGUACGCUGGCGAACGAUCCCGACGUCCGCGGCUUCAAGUCUGUCAUCUGCUAUCGAACGGGCCUGGAUGUUGGACUCGAGAGCAGGAAGAACUUCCGUCCCCAUCAGUCAUUGACCGAGUCGACCCUCCUGCAGUCCUUCCAUGAGUUCCUGCAAAAGGCGGUUCGCGACCACCGAUACCGCAUUGAUCAGAAGGAGGUGAAUGACUUUCUGGUGGUUGCCGUGUGUGAUGUGCUGGAGAAGCUUGUAGACACAGACGGUGAAAACCUGCCUUUCCAGUUCCACACUGGACUCGGUGAUACGGACAUCGAUCUCGUGAAAGCGAAUCCAGCAUAUAUGCAGCCAUUGAUUGAAGCUUUCCCACAGGUUGAUUUUGUCAUCCUCCAUUCUUCGUACCCCUACACCCGAGAGGCUGGCUACCUGGCAGCCAACUACGCGAAUGCAUGGCUUGACAUUGGGGAAGUAUUCCCGAUGUUGUCCAGAGAUGGAGAAGAUUCGGUUCUACGACAAGCCCUCGAGCUGACCCCAAGUUCGAAGAUCCUGUGGAGUACGGAUGGACACUUCUACCCCGAGACUUACUGGCUGGCAAACAAGCACUUCAGGGAUGCCCUCGAGAGAUUACUUACCGCCUACGUCGCGGCAGGAGAUAUCACCGUCGCCCAAGGGAUUGAUAUCGCCGUGGACAUGAUGUUCUGGAACUCAAAUCAGCUCUACAAGCUCGACGAAGAACGCAAGUUCCCGGAGCUGCUACGGGCCUGCGGGAGGGAAACCGUAGAUAGCAUGCGGACUCUGGUCAAUGGAGGAUCCAAAACACCCUCUUUCAAUUCUUAUGCCAGCACCGCCGUUGGGAACGCUGCCACUGCUUCAGCACGGCCAGGCCCUUCUCUCCCUGCAGCUCCAUUGCCGGUCACGGGUGCCUCUCUGCCGGUUCCCUCAGCAAGCACAAGCGCCCCAUCAGGUCAAAGCUCGACAGCAGUGUUCGCCCAGAACCUGACUGUGUUUGAUACCUUUCUCCAGACCAAUCCCGGCGUCAAGUACAUAUGGCUGCAGUUUUUGGAUUACACGGGCACCCUUCGGAAUCGGAUGGUGACAGUCCAGCAGUUUCGAAAGCAGCUGUCGACCGGCCAGAACCCAGUCAUCACUUCCGCCCUUACACGUCUGCUGCAGGACGACCAUCCCGCCACGGGUUGUUCAGCAACAGGACAGUUCCUUCUCGCCCCGGACCUCUCGACACUGUCGCUCAACAAGGGCAUUCCGUCUCCGUCCGCCACCGUGCAGACAUGGUGGAUGGCCGAUACCGAAGCCAUCCCGAACACGGAACACUGGGAUCGCUGUCCUCGCUGGCUUCUCCAGUCGCAAUGCAACGCGCUCAAAUCGGAGUUCAACAUCUCCAUGCUAAUGGGGUUCGAGCUGGAGGUCAUCUUCAUGAAACCGGCUAUGACCGAGGACCAAUCCGACUUUGCCGACUUCGGGCCCCUGCACAUGGUGCACUCGUGGUCCAACAUGACCCACCAACAACUAGACAUGCUGCCCAUGAUCGAGGAGAUUGUAGAAUAUCUGGCCGAGUUAGACAUCCACCUUCCACAAUUCCAUUCCGAGGCUGCCCCAGGACAAUGGGAAUUCCCUUUACCACCGUUUGAACCAGUCAAGGCGGUCGACAUCUUGUUCAAGGCGAAAGACGUGAUCCGCAACGUGGCCAAAGCCCACGGGCUCAAAGCGACGUGCUACCCGCGUCCGUUCGCGUUCACGUGCGGCAGCGCCAACCACGUCCAUUUCAGCAUCAACGGGCCCGGCGACACGGUCGAGAAAUACGAGCCCCCGUUCCUGGCCGGCAUUCUGGACCACCUCCCCGCUCUGCUGGCGUUUACCCUCCCGCUCGAGGAAUCUUACGCGCGCGUCAACGCCGGCAUCUGGUCCGGCGGCGAGUACGUGUGCUGGGGUACGCAGAACAAAGAAGUCCCGCUGCGCAAGUGCGGCCCGGGCCAUUUCGAGCUCAAGACCAUCGACGGCAUCGGCAACUCGUACCUGUCCAUGGCCGCCCUGCUGGCGGCCGGUCUCCACGGGCUCAGACAGGACUUGAAGCUCGAGAUGAAGGACUGUGCGGGCGAUCCCACACUGAUCGGCGAGCACGAGCGCCAGAGUCUCGGCAUCACCGUGCCACUGCCCAAUACCUUGGAAAAGAGCUUGAAGGCGCUCGACAAGGACAAAAUCCUGAGACGAGCCCUCGGAUAUGCCGUGGUCGAUGACUACCUCGCUGUCGCGGACAGUCUGACGCAGAAGUGUCGAGCCUUUGGAGAGGAGAAGAGACGCGUCUGGUUGAUGUCUCGGUAUUAG
Molecule: messenger RNA, 2934 nt
Organism: Capronia coronata CBS 617.96
Lineage: Eukaryota; Fungi; Ascomycota; Eurotiomycetes; Chaetothyriales; Herpotrichiellaceae
Exons: 1
Coding region: 1-2934 (977 amino acids)
Molecular function (GO): glutamine synthetase activity; hydrolase activity
Source: RefSeq, a predicted model, not a curated record